AUGUCGAAUGAGUCAGCGACGCGGGAAGUCGCGCCUCCAGAGGACGAUAAAUGUAUUGUCGACCGAGACAUCGGCUCUGUCCCGGCUCAUCAUCCCGAGCCACCACCUGCACCAGCUUCUCCACCAUCACAGGCAAUGGCACCCCCCAGGAGCGAGGCAAUGCCUCCACCUUCUAAGAAGCCACUGAGUGGGCACAGCUCCCGCAAGCGUUCCAAUGACGAGAUGGAGGCCGAUGAGAGGCUCGCUCACGGACCGCGAAAUGCUACCAACACCAAUGAUGCUCACGCUGUCAAGUCGGACAAGCCUGACGAUCACGCGACUAACGUUGACUUCUUUGACUCCUCCGCCACCGUGAUCCCAGACUCGCAGAAGCAACGCCUAACCCAAGAAGCUCCCACGUCAAGCACGGCAAAUCAGCCUAAGCAGCCGCCUGCUUCUGCUCAGCCGCCCAAGUCGCAAUCCGAUGCCGAGGCGAAAAAGUCGGCCAAGCCCGCCGAAGCCGAAAACAAGGGAGCGACAGCGGAGGGAGAGUGCUUCGAGGAUGGCGAUGACUCGUCGGAAUGCUCAGACUCUGAUGCGCCUGACGAGCGGAUUGCCGAGUUUGACUGGCGCGAGCUGGAAGCACGCUACCAUGACAAAGUCCAAUUCUUCGCUGAGAAGGAAGCUGCCCUGAUUGGAGAGUGGAACGAUUUGCUUGACGUCUGGCUAACCCACGUCUCCAUCAUCUACGCUCCCACUGACUGAUUCUUAGUCAUUUGGAAUCUGGGCAACUGCAGGCUCGCAAAAGGAGGUUAAUCGCAGCUUCAAGCGGUACGCCGCUCGAACUUCUUGUCACGCAUUGUCACUGAUGUACACUCCAGCUUGAGAACCCAGAUGGUCUAUGUGCGUAACGAAGAAGAUGAGCUCGAGCAGAAGCGACUGCAUUGUGGGUACUGGACGUUCAAGGCGUGGAAACCACCGACUGACACUUGUUUUGCAGACGUCAAGGUUGUUGAAGCCUUCCGAAGUGCGCUUGAUCUCCUCAGGAGAUGA
Lecanosticta acicola is the source of this 1032-nucleotide messenger RNA. Lineage: Eukaryota; Fungi; Ascomycota; Dothideomycetes; Mycosphaerellales; Mycosphaerellaceae. The record is from the annotation of a GenBank genome assembly.